Molecule: messenger RNA, 5190 nt
Organism: Rhopilema esculentum
Lineage: Eukaryota; Metazoa; Cnidaria; Scyphozoa; Rhizostomeae; Rhizostomatidae
Product: WASH complex subunit 5
Biological process (GO): regulation of actin nucleation; endosome organization; actin filament polymerization
Cellular component (GO): endosome; WASH complex
Source: RefSeq, a predicted model, not a curated record
GUUGCAACUUCUUCGAAGUAAAACAAGUAUGGCUGCCGAAAGCGAUUUUCUGGCAGAGAAUAAUCAGUGCGGUCAGACGCUACUGAAACUUGUUAGCCGAGGAAAUGCAAUUGUUGCAGAACUUUUAAGACUUACGGACUUCGUUCCUCCAAUCUUCAAGUUGGAAAGCAGAGAAGACAAGGAAAAAUAUGGAGAGAUCCUGCCAGACUUCAGCUACUUCCGGUCAAUUGACCUGUUUGAACACAAGUUGAACAGCCGACCAGAUUUGCAAGACUUAGAUGAAGUUUUUAAAGAAACCCAUCUUGAGAUACUUACUCGUUUCUAUCAUGUGUUUGAAAGCAUUUACAAAUAUGUCACAGAUUUAAACAGGUUUCUGGAAGACCUGGGUGAAGGGGUGUACAUUCAACAAACUUUGGAGACAAUUCUACUGAAUGGAGAUGGAAAGCAACUUGCUUGUGAAAUCUUGUUUCUGUAUGGAGUUAUGCUUAUGAUUGCUGAUAUGAGAUUUGAAGGGGAUGUUAGAGAACGAAUGCUUGUGGCUUAUUACAGAUAUUGCUCAUCAGUGUCUACUACUGAUUCAUAUGUGGAUGAUGUGUUGAAACUGUUAAGAAGUACCGGGUUUUCUGCCAAUCCAAAUGCCAAAAGACCACCAAAGUAUCCUGAAGAGUACUUCAUGCGAGUACCAAUCUCAAGCACAUUCAUUGACAUGGUUGUUGGACGGUUAAGAUCAGAUGAUAUUUACAAUCAGAUUGCAGCAUACCCGUUGCCCGAACACAGAAGCACGGCCCUGGCCACACAGGCCUCAAUGCUAUAUGUCAUUCUUCAUUUCUGUCCCGACAUAUUGCACAAUCAACAAGCAAAGAUGAGAGAAAUAGUUGACAAGCAUUUUCCUGACAACUGGGUGAUCAGUGUGUACAUGGGUAUAAUCGUUAAUUUGAUUGAUGCUUGGGAACCUUACAAAGCUGCCAAAAAUGCAUUGAACAACUCCCUUGAUGCCCAGAGUGUUAAAACCCACGCAACAAGGCAUUUGCAGAAAGUCAGAUCUCUGAAUGCAGAGGCACUGCAAUAUUUGAAGGAAGGAGUGUUGGUAGAGCAAUUUAUACUUGAUUCAAUACCAAAGCUGAUGAACUGCCUACGAGAUUGCAACGUGACAUUAAGAUGGCUGAUGCUUCAUACUGCAGACAAAGUUGGAGAAAAUUCAAAAAAGGCCCGUCAAGUGAAGGAAUCAAUAAUUGGAUUGGGUUAUAAUCCAAAGUUUGUGUUUGAACUGAUGCUUAACAUUGCUCAAUUUGAGUUUGUCCUGAAAGAGGCUUUUAAGAAAAUGCUGUCACAGAAGCAAGACAAAUGGGAAAAGUGCAAAAAGGAGAGUGUGGAGCGGAUGACAGAACUCAGCGAUGUCUUCUCGGGAACGAAGCCCCUGACUAGGGUUGAAAAAAAUGAAAACCUCAUGGCUUGGUUUCAGGAAAUGGGGAAACAAAUCGAAUCUUUGAGUUAUGAAAACUCAACAUCUGCAGGAAGGAAGAUUGUGCAGUUAAUUCAAGCACUUGAGGAGGUUCAAGAAUUUCACCAACUUGAAAGCAACUUGCAGGUCAGGCAGUUUCUGCUAGACACCAGGCAGUUUCUUCAUCAGAUGAUUCGCACGAUCAACAUCAAAGAAGAAGUGAUGAUAACAGUUCAGAUAGUUGGUGAUCUUUCCUACGCUUGGGAGAUAAUGGAUAGUUAUACACUACUAAUGCAGCAAGGAAUCAAGUCAAGUCCAACUUUAGUGAAGAAACUCCGAGCAACAUUUUUAAAGAUGGCUUCAGCACUAGAUCUGCCUCUGGUGCGCAUCAGUCAAGCGAACAGCCCUGAUCUUGUCAGUGUUUCACAGUAUUACUCGGGUGAACUUGUCGCAUACGUGAGAAAGGUUCUGCAGAUUAUUCCUGAAUCGAUAUUCUCGCAGUUAGCUGCCAUCAUUAAUAUUCUCACGCACAAAAUGAAGGAGGUUCCCACCAGAUUGGACAAAGACAAAAUGAAAGAUUAUUCUCAACUUGAUGAGCGGUAUCAGGUAGCAAAAUUGACCCAUUCGAUUUCACUUUUUACCGAAGGAAUUCUUAUGAUGAAGACCACACUGGUUGGCAUCAUCAAGAUUGAUCCGAAACAGUUGCUUGAAGAUGGUAUUCGCAAAGAGCUCGUCAAGCAGGUUGCCGCUGCGCUGCACUCAGGGCUUAUCUUUUCACCAAAGAUCAAGCCUGGAGAACUGCAGCAACGUCUCAAGCAGUUGGGCAGCCGCAUGGACGCUUUCAAAAGAUCCUUUGAGUACAUCCAAGAUUACGUUGACAUGCAAGGGCUGAAGAUUUGGCAAGAAGAGCUUUCGCGAAUUGUCAACUACAACAUCGAACAAGAAUGCAACAGUUUCUUAAGAGUCAAGGUGAUGGACUGGCAGUCAAUAUAUCAAUCAAAGACCAUUCCGAUUCCACGUUUCGCACCUGUCGACGAGUCUGUUAACUUUGUUGGAAGACUAGCACGAGAGGUUCUGAGAAUAACAGAUCCGAAGACCACACUAUAUUGUGAUCAGAUGAACGCUUGGUAUGACAUGAAAACAAGAGAAGAGCUACUCAAUUCGACCAUUUUCUCUUUGAUUCAGAAAAGCUUGGAUACACCAGGUUUGGUUGGCCUAGACAGACUGAUGUCCUUUAUGAUUGUUCGCGAGUUACAGAAAUUUUCAAUUUUUCUGCAAAACCAUAUGAUGAAAGAUCAGACUGUAGCAACUCAAAUGGGAUCUUUAGUAAAACAAGUAUCGCCAAUCAGAAGUCUAGUUGCCAACCCACAAAAAGUGUACAAUACAGUUUAUCAGAAAAUGGCAAAGUGGUGGCCACAGUACACAGAAUUUGUUGUCAAAGUUGGUCAAAUGCAGAUUAUCAGAUCACAGAUUGCAUACGAGCUUAAUGUCUCUUGCAGAUUUGAUUCGAAGCUCUUAGCUAGCGCACUCCAGACUUUCAACCAAGCUUUGAUGAAAGACAUUGCAGCUCAUUAUCACGAUCCGAAUCUACCAUACCCCGAAGAAGAAAAUCCACUUCUUUAUGAGCUAACAUCUUACUUGGAAUCAACGGGCAUUUCAAAUCCAUUUGCAAAGAUUUAUGUCACCAACAAAAGAAUCCCGUCAUUUUCCCUCUUCAAUAUGGUUUAUGUGAUAUCGCAAAUAGGCAAACUGUCCUAUGUGAAGGGUCUAAGUAGCAUGAUGCCAAAGAAUCUCAAAGACCCACUGGACAGCAUGCCGUUCACCAUUGGCCUACUUACGAUUCUUAAGCAAUACCAUAGUGAAUACACAGAAGAUUUCAUCGCACUGAUUGGUCAAUACGCAAGGUCCUCAGUAGAGGCUAAUGCUACAAGCCCAAAGACAACUGAACUAUCCCCGGAAGUUGUUUGUGUGUUGAAAUUCCUGGAAGAUUUUGCGCACCAUGCUAAACUUCCGAGAAAAAUGAUCGAAUCACAUAUACCGGCUUAUUUGCUGGACGACUUCAAGUUCCAAAGCACAACAUAGCAGAUCUUGAUUGGCGUAGAUCAGUAGAGUUAAUUCCAAAAUGACGUCAUCCUUGAUCCAGAUGAAGAAAUGAUUCUAAUAGCGGCGUUCAGAUUAAUUAUUUUGCUUGUUUCGUAAGUUGGCUUUUCCAGACACUGUAAAUCGUCAGUCUAGUCCAUUUUCCGCCGAUUUAUAAUUAUAUUGCGUGUAGAAGCAGCGGUUUUAAAAGAGAAUUGAGACUUCAUGGCAUCGAGACAUUUUCCUGGAGACACGUCAAUGAAUCGUCAGAUAUAUUGGGGUAUGAGUUGAGGGUAUGAAUAGAGCUACAGUACUUAUUCAAUUAUCCGGUCUUCUCGGGACAUUUGAUUUCAAGAUUCGUGCGGAUAAUCCGAAAUUCCCGAUAAUUGAAAAUAUACGGCAGAAACCAGCGUAAAUAAAAAAAAGAGUGUUGUGAAAGUUUGUUUCUAAGCAAACAUUACAAUCCAAUGCACCGAAUACUCUUAAAAUACUAAUAAAAUAUUUAAAAUGGAAAGCAAGAUAAACGCUCGCGACAUAUUAUCAAAAAUGCCGAAAAUUUUUCCUAAGGUUUUUUCACAUUUUUCACGGACCAGAUAAACGAAGUUCGGAUAAACGGUAGGUCGGAUAAAUUUGAUGGUUACCGUACUGUUAAGAAGGCGGUUGAAGGGCUUGUCAAGCCAAGCUGCUACUAAUAUGCUUUUCAAUAACAUUCCACUCUUUCAUAUCACAAAAUGAGAAAGAAAAACUGUUUACACUACCUAGUUGAAUCGCAUGGAUUUCAUGAAUACCGUAGUCUCUCCCAUUGUCUACUUUCCCAUUGAAAAUUUGAAAUUGCGGGUCAAGUGAUUGGGUUAGUGCCACGCCCUCUGUGUGCCUGCAUAUGUUUAUUGCAGUUCCUUGUUAUCAACACGAAUUAUAAUCGCAUCAGCCGAAAAAAUCGAGAUUAUUGUUUUGCAUAAGGACUUUGUGGAAAGAGGAUCCUAGUAUUUGAUCAGCAAAGACGGGUUUUAGAGGCGGGGAUUGGGGUGAAGUGUAGGCAAUGAUCGAAUUUUUGCGAUACUCACUUCAGGUGCCUGGAAACAAUAGAAACGCCCAUUUUAACAGUUUCAUUGUUAACUACAGAUAGAUAAGAUAAGAUAUAUAAAGUAAAAUUAUGGCGUCAUUUGAUUACUGCUUACUACCAAAAGUAUUUUACCGUAUCAAAGCAAGAUUAGCUAAAUGACACAAAAAUAUUGGUUGAUACAGUUUGGGGGUUAUCGCUCUUCCACGCCCUUCCACGCUCUUUUAUAAGUCUGUUCCUCUUGAUCAGCGACACACUGAACACAGGUACACCAAAAGAUCUGUUUGGUAAUCGUUUUGAGAUUACAAGUCAUAAUCGGAAGGUUCUUAGCAUUUGUUGAAUUGCCUCCUUAUUCAUAUUUGAAAGAAAUUUCAACGUUUAUGUUAUUUCAGAAACCUUCAGGCGACUUCGUUGCAGCGUGCUUGACUUUCUUAAUCGAUUCUCUAUUAGGCCUAGUUAACUGAACCACACAAACUAUUGAAUAACGAUAUUUCAACUACAAAUUGUAUCAUGUUCAUAAUAAAUUGUAUGAAAUUCGAAGCACUGAUUGGUAUUUUUUGUGACUUAAUUUGAGUUUGAUUCUAAAUAGAAAUUAAUCAACAGACAAAGA